Planococcus citri (citrus mealybug) is the source of this 3292-nucleotide messenger RNA. RefSeq names its product otoferlin-like. Bases 7 to 3204 code for a protein of 1065 amino acids. Lineage: Eukaryota; Metazoa; Arthropoda; Insecta; Hemiptera; Pseudococcidae. Gene Ontology annotation, biological process: plasma membrane organization. The record is from RefSeq and is a predicted model, not a curated record. The transcript is spliced from 22 exons. Gene Ontology annotation, cellular component: membrane.
UUGACCAUGAUGGACAGGAAUCAAUCAAAUGCUGAUAUUGAACUAAAACAGGUCCUAGAGAACUUCACUGAACAUUGUGAUAAAUACAUAUCAAUAACUGAAUCAAGAUCAAAGGCUGAUAUGCGCAUCAAACUCGAUCGUGAUAGGAUGGAAAUGUGCCUUAGAGAAAUAAAAUCGAUCAGAGAAAAAGUAGAAAAAUUGAAAGCUGAUGUCACGAAACAAUCAUUAGGAGACGCAUUUAAUGAAGCACAGCUUUACUUGGAGAAACUGAAAAAUAUGGUCGAAGAUCCUCAAGACGCACUUCCGGAUGUUUUUUUGUGGCUCAUAGUCAACAAAAAAAGACACGCACAUUUCAGAAUAGCGGCAAAGGAUUUGAUAUUCUCCGCGAUCGAAGAAGAGCGAGGAAAAUUUUGUUCAAAAGUCAAUACAAUAUUCUUUAAGCUUCCGGCUCAUAAAACAUCAGAUUCAUGUAGCAAAUGGCUGCAAGCCAAAUUAGAUAUCUAUCUAUGGCUGGAUUUAUUCAAGGAAAGAGAACAUUUCUUAAAGGGAUACCCAGCAGGAUACGAAAGGCCAAUUGAAGUUGAAGAUAUUGAAAAACCAAACUUUCUUCCACCUUUGAAAAUACAUUACACAGAGAAAAACAUGUUUGAGUUUCGAGCUCAUAUGCAUGAAGCGUGUGCACUAAAAAUAUCAGAUGAUUAUUCAGGUCAAUCUGAUCCUUUUGCACGAGUGUUCGUCGGAGAAUAUUCAAUACAGACUGAGGAAAAGAAUAACACUUUAACGCCAAAAUGGGAGAAAACAUUGAUUAUCGAUGGUAUCACGCUGUACGGAUCGAAAGAGUAUAUAAAAAACGAACCACCUCUCAUCGCAAUAGAAAUUCUAGAUAAGGAUACUUGGUGUGAAUCCGACUUCUUAGGAGUAGUCAUUGCAAAACCUCAUGUUAAACUAGCAAACGAAGAUGAUUGCGCCAUUUCAUUGGAAUGGCAUAGUAUUCAGCAGCGAAAUGGUGAUCAUUCUGGCGGACUUUUUGCAAAAUUUGAACUCAUUCAGAAAGAAUAUUCCCCUGACUCUAAUUGUAGAGACGUUCAACCUAGCUUUAAAAUAUCACAAAUUCCAUCUACCAUUGCACCCAAAAUGGCAACGUACCGAAUAGACGUCCUUUUUUGGGGUCUAAGGAAUUUAGAAACAGGUAUUUUGGCGAAAGUCAUAGAACCAACCGUACGAGUAGAAGUAGAAUGCGAAGGAAAAAAUCUAUACUCAUCUGAGAUGCAAGUUGCUCCGUACAACCCUCAUUCUAAAGAUUUGGUCCAAUCUCACAAAUUGGAAUUUCCAGAAGAUACAACAUACAGGUCAUUACCACCUUUAACAAUACGCAUGUUUAAUAAGCAAAUAAUUGGAAAGAAAUCAAUAGGUUUUCAUGUCAUUGAAUCGGUUCAAAAAUAUAUUCAUGAUCCUGCGAUCGAAUAUGGAAGAAAUGACAUUAUUGGAGUCAAUGAUCUUAAAACGUUACAUUCGACGAAAGAAGAAAUAAUUGAAUUGGACAAGGAUUUAACUAUUGAGAAUCAAACACUCGGUAACUGCGUAGAUUCAGAGGACGCAGAUGAUACUCGUAACAGUUGGUGGGCAAGAUAUUCCGCGUCUAAGGAAACACAUUUUUCUCAAGAUGAACCUGAGGGAGAAAAUCAGGAUAAUAAAAAGAAAACAACAGUUGCAUUCGACGUGUAUCCAAAUGAACUGGAAGCACAGCCGGAAUUUGACCGUUUUCAGGACUUGUUUUCAUCAUUCGACCUUUGCUGUGAGAAAGAGAACCCUGACGACAAUAAUGAAGUUACUGGUACUUUCAAGGGUUCAUUCAAAGUAUGUAAAUUACCCUUACCGGAGAAUAUGCCUUCUGAUCUUGAAUUUGUGCGCAGACUUCAUCGAAGUCUUUCAUCUAAUAAUUCUACUCGUGUGAUGGUCCAUAUUUACAUCGUCGAAGCUAGAAAUCUUCAUCCGAAUAAUUCACAAGAGGAUUCAGAUCCUUACAUCAGUCUUUUUUUGGGAUCGGGAUCGCAAACGUUAGAGAGUGAUUCAAUUUCGAAUGAACAAAAUCCAGUAUUCGGAAAAUGUUUCAAAAUUGAAGCUGAUUUUCCUCAAGAUUCACUGUUGACCAUUCAAGUUUGGGACAAGAUACUACUAGGUUCCGACUUCUUAAUUGGUGAAACAAAAAUCGAUCUGGAAAACCGAUUUUAUAGUAGACAUCGUGCAACGUGUGGUUUACCAAAAAAAUAUGAAACAACUGGUUGUAACAAAUGGAGAGAUAUAAUGACGCCAACAGAAAUAUUACAAGAGCUUUGUACAAAUUCUAAGCUAGAUCCACCUUCCUAUGAAACAAGUGCAGUUAAAAUUGGUUCUAAACGAUUUAAGAUUCCGAACGCGGCAAUCGAAGGAGAUGACGAACAAUUAGCCUUAGCUAUACUGCAUCAUUGGGAUAAAAUGGAACCACCUAUAGGUUGCGCUUUAGUUCCAGAGCACGUUGAAACGAGACCUUUAUACAUGAAUAUACCUGGCGAAGAAAGUAUGGAGAGAGGUAAGUUAAUAAUGUGGGUAGAUAUGUUUCCCCUGGAUAAAUCUGCACGUAACUCGGAACUACGAGAAGUCGAUAUAUCUCCUAGAAAACAAGAAUCAUACGAAUUACGAGUGAUUAUAAAAAAUACUAAAAAUGUAAAGCUGGACGAUAAUGCUUUCUUUACUGGUGAAAAAAUGUCAGAUAUAUAUGUAAAAGGAUUUCCGAAAGGAGCUAAAUCUGCUAGAUUAUGUACAAUGCAUACGUUGGAAAAGAACGAUCCUAUUAACAUGAUCAAUAUAUUCGAGAAAAAGAAAGUGAAUGGAUGGUGGCCUUUCUACACUAUAAAAGAAAACGGAGAUAAGGAAUUGACGGGAAAAGUUGAAGCUGAGUUGCAUCUUCUCACUAAAGAAGAAGCCGAAAAAAAACCAGCUGGAGAAGGCCGAAGCGAACCGUAUGCUUUGGAUAAACCAUUGCGUCCAGAUAGUUCGUUUCUGUGGAUUUUAAAUUUCUCCAAGACGGCCAAACACAUAAUAUGGAAAAAUUACAAAUGGACUAUAUUAAAAUUUUCAUCCAUCAUUUUACUCGUCGUAUUCAUCUUUGCAGUAUUUUUUCAACUUCCACAUUACUUGGUUGUUAAACUAUUCGAUAAAUUGUAAGCUUUUUAGCGUCGGUAUCUAGGUGCCUACCUAUAAUUAAUCACCUUUUAAUAAGAUUGAUUCACGUAAUUGUAGAAAUUAAUGAAAU